This is a messenger RNA of Peromyscus maniculatus bairdii (prairie deer mouse), 462 nucleotides long. The record is from RefSeq and is a predicted model, not a curated record. Lineage: Eukaryota; Metazoa; Chordata; Mammalia; Rodentia; Cricetidae.
AUGGACCCUGCAGGACACAUGGAGGUUGAUGUCUACCUUCAAACAUUCUGCUUGGAUGAGGCCCACCUACGCAAAGGAAACAAGAAGAGUGAAGGCUCUUUGUCUUCGGCCACCCUGUCCGUGCAUCUGCAUUGGGUGGUCUUUGGAACUGCUCAGACGUACAGCACUGAGCCCAGUAAUCUGAAUGCCCGCAAGUCCUUCUGCUACAAUGGGUUGGUUCACCGGAAGACUGUGGAAGCGGAGCCCCAGGCUGAGGGCAAAGGGGUCAUGGCGGUCAUGAGGUCAGUGAAAACCAGCCACUUCUGCACGGGCCACCCUCAGCAGCAUCAGAAAAUGAUCCGCAAGUACAAGUACUGCCCAGGUCUGCGCAUGGCAGUCAUCUGCAGGGCCAGUGCCAUCCUGCCAAGCCAGAAGCCUGUAGUGGUGAAGAGGAAAUGGACUCGCCUGACCAAGAGCUCCUGA